Molecule: messenger RNA, 1995 nt
Organism: Pocillopora meandrina
Lineage: Eukaryota; Metazoa; Cnidaria; Anthozoa; Scleractinia; Pocilloporidae
Source: the annotation of a GenBank genome assembly
AUGGACUUUUUACUGAAUAAUACUCUUACAGACUCUGUUGGCGAUGUCACGACGCAGGAUCCUCGAUCAAGAGGUGGUGUAUUCCUUCAAGCUGCCUCUAUGGUGGCUAUAAUACUUGUUGCGUUGGGGGGCAAUCUACUCAUUCUGGCGGCCAUUUACAUCGACAAAACUCUGCAAACAAUUACGAACGCGUUCAUAAUCAAUCUAGCCUGCGCCGAUUUAUUACUUACUAUGAUCGGGAUGCCUUUUACACUCGCCUCAUCCAUCACUUAUGAUUGGAUCUUCGGGGACAAGUGGUGUAAGGUCAACGGUAUGGCCAACUCUUUGUUUUGUAUCGCUUCGAUUCUCACGCUCGCAGCGGUGUCAAUUGAUCGAUACUGUGCAAUUCUCUAUCCUUUUAAGUACGGUACGUGGAUAACGAACAAAGUUGCCGCUGGAAUGAUUACUUAUAUAUGGUUCCAUGCCUUACUUACGGCUUGCCUACCACUCACCGAUUGGACGCAGUACACUUUUAUACGAUCCGAGUCUAUCUGCACUGUUGAGUGGGGGUACAGUAUUUCUUACACAAUAUUUCUAUUUUCCGUGUGCUUUUUCUUGCCACUUGCCAUAAUGAUGGUGACAUAUUUAAAGAUUUUUCGCACAGCCAAGAUGCAAUCGAGGAAAGUUGUCCCAAUUACGGGUUCAAUUGGAGUGAAGGAGGAACCCAGCUCAAGUGAAUACUCUGGUUUCCGAGACGAUAGUCAAACGCAUUUGAACUCCACAUCAAAAGAUCCGCACUCUGUUUUAUCAGUCCAAGAUCUGGGCAAAAGUCAGAGUUCAAUAAACAGCGACGUGUACGACGAAAAAUUCUUAUCAGGUCGUCAAACACCGAUGAUAAUUUACGACGAACGAAAAGAGGUCACGACAUCAUCUUUUAAAAUGACAAACACUAGCGAUCAACCUUCUAAGGAUUCUGGUUUUGAAGAGGGAGGUUCAAUAAGUUAUCUAAAACCAAGGAGAACUUCAAGCGAAUACGGAAGCACAGAUAGGGGAAGCAUUUUGAAUAGCAGUUGUGAAAGUGUACAAGAUUCAGCUAUCUUAUCGAACGAACCAAUCUGUGACAACAUACACGAUCGACAGUGCGCAUCAACUCUACUAGACAGUGCGUACGUGGACAUACCGCCUCCUAAAUCAAAUACCAACACCAUGAAAAGGAAGACUGGUGCCAUUUAUUUACCUCCUCUUCAAAAUGUGAAAGGAAAAGAGGAAAUGGAAUCAAUUAUGCAACAUUUUAAUGAACCUCGUGCAGAUUUAGGGAAUUUAAACAGUUACAAGUCAAAUGUAAACGAAUCAACAAAUGACAGUGACGCAAAUAAUACGAACGAAUACCCUUCAUAUGCUAUGAAAACGGAUGAUAACUUAGAAAUAAGAAGGUCUUGUCGGUCAAAUAGCCUUUUAGUCGGGGCGAUUGUACAACCGCGACAAAAUAGAGCCUAUAGUGACUCAGAUUUUGCCAGGCAAUCGUCGCAAAUUCCUGUAGUUGUUUCUCAAUGUUCAUCUCAAAGUUCGUUUGCUUUCUCGUCAAAAAGCGUUCGAGAGGGUAGCAAAGCCUCUCCCACAAUGCGUAGAAAAAAGUUUUCAACUGUUUCUAUCACCACUUUAAAGAACUUUGCGGGGCCAAACGCGUUUAGAGCAUUUAGCAAAUCAAAACUUGCGCUUGAUAAACUUCGAAAAAAGAAGGACGUACAAGCCCGAGCGAAAAUGCGACGUGAAACCAAAGCUGCUAAGACUUUAUUGAUUGUAGUAGGCACAUUCGUGUUGUGCUGGACACCUCACUUUAUAGGAAUAUUUUGCCUCUUAUUUGAAGGCUGUUCAUGGCCGGAUGAAUUCUUUGCUAUCACCACUUGGCUUGCAAUGUUGAACUCUGCCUGCAAUCCUGUUAUUUAUGGAGUAAUGAGCCGGCAGUUUAGGAAGCGAUUCAAGCAGAUUUUACAGUGUAAAAGAGGUUUCUUUUGA